AUGAGGCGGAAUUGGCUCAAAUGUGUGCGGGACAACAGUUACGGCUUCCUGGGCAUGGCAGCAGCAAACGCCCCAGCAGCCUUUUUCUCUCUUCCCGAGCCUCCCGUCCCGAACCUGCAAUCCCUAGGUUCGGUCUCGCCCCAGCAACAGCAGUUCGUUCUGGAGGUUCGGGCCGCACUGGCUGAUUCCGUGGCUAGCAUGGAGGCUCGGCACCUCCGUCUGCUGGAGAAGCUCAUUCUUCUCCCAUUGGUCAAAGCCUGUCCGCCGAGCCUCUAUCCUCUCUGGCUCGGCACGCUCCUGCCACCGACCCUGAUCCACUGCGACCAAUGGCUGACCGCCACGUGGCAGCGAUUCCUGCAAGAAGGCGUGUGUGGGGGAGGAGGGGGAGGGGAAGCGGCAGGGGGGAAAGCACCUACUACUACUGCUGUUGCUGGUGGAGUGAGUGGGGGUUGGGAGAGUGAGAAGGAGAGGAGAGGAGGAUUAAAAGAUGAAUUGUUUAACGAAAAGAUUCUAAGGGACCUCACACGAGAGACCUGCGGCCUACUGGCUCUCUUCCCUGUAUUGCCUCAGUCGUCCUCGUUACAAGCUAGCUCCAUUCAAGCCACGGCUUCGGCGCUCAUGGCCGGAGUCACUGGUGGUGGUGGCAUUGUGGGUGGUGGUGCUGCUGCUGCUGCUGCUGCUGCUGGUGCUGGUGAUGAGAGGAUGGAUAUGCAUUCGCAAUGGCAGCAACGGACUGGCCUGACAGUGGUGCCUCUUCUUUUUCCUUCCGUAACCCUCUACCUCUCCAACCCACACAGCUUCCUGCUGCAGCACCACCCGGAGGCAGCAGCAGCGUGCAUCAGGGUGGCAAUGGCAGCCAUGGACUGGCCUGACAGCGAUGCCUCUCACAAGGCUGUGCUCUUCAACUCCGGCCUCGUGCACAUGCCGGAGCUCCUCGCCGAGCCUGCCGCCCCUGCUUCCGAGCCUCCAGCGCAGCUUCGGGAGAUGGUCGGCCGGACCAUGUUUGCAGCGGCGGUGCAGGCGCUGACGCUGGAGUCCAAUGCGGGGAUUCAGGCGCAUAUUGUGGCAUUGUUGAGGGAUAUUUACCUUCGUCUGGGUCCUAUCACCUCUGCUCCAAGAGAGGUGCUCCUUUCUCUCUCCAUUCCACCUGAGGCCCUUGCUUCAUUUGAAGCUGCCCUAAAGAGUACGGGCAGUGCCAAGGAGCAACGGGCAGCCUUCAGAACUUUGCUCACAGGCGUGGCUGGCGGUCAGCUGAAAGCUUUUUCUGCCCAGAAGAAUCCCACGACCAUCUCAAAUGUCUCAGGGAUUAUAAGAAGCACAUCAAAUCCCACGUCCUCAUCUAUCGAUCAAUCUGCACCCGACGCAGCGACGGUAACGGAUCAGCAUCCAGACGGAGAAUCCGGGCAGCCGAAUCCAGAUGACACGUGGCAGAAGCUUAUUCGCCAGCUGGAGGACUGUUUCGCGGAUGAGAAAGCCCCCCGGAUCGUCCCUCUGCGGCCGCACUUCACGGCUGCUGCUUACCGGGGUGACCCCUUCCUCUCCCUCCCUGCCGCCGUCCUCCCAGCCUUCGCCAAGAAGUUGUGCGUGCCUUUCCCCGUUUCCCCAACGUCUAUCUCGCACCAAUCCUCCUCCCUCCUCCCCACGUUCCCAUUCCCUUUUGUUCUCCCUCAGGUAGCUGCUGCCUGGGCAUCCAUCGACUCUGCGUGGGCAGCUAGAGAUGACAAGGGUUGCGAGGAGGGCUUGAAGUCGGAAGGAACAGGAGGAGCAGGAGGAAUGGGAGGAACGGGAGGCAAGGAACAAGCGGAAAGAGUAGGGACGAAGGAGGAUGGUGGGGUAGCUCGAGAUGAAAAAGGUGGAGAGGAGAGCAUGAAGACGAAAGGAACAGGACGAACGGGAGGAACGGGAGGGAAGGAUGAAGCAGAGAGAGCAGGGACGGAGGAGCAUGAGGGUGGGGAACGGCGUGUGUCGAUGGUGAUCAUUCCCUGUGGGAGCGCGGAGAAGGAUGGCAGCAGCGGUGGUAGUGGCAGCAGAGAGAGCGAGCAGAGGAAGACGAGCAGGGAUAAGAGACAGGUGGUUGCUGGUGCAGAUGCCGGAUCACUUGUCAUCUCUAAGCUGCUGCACAAGCAUCAUCCCCAUAUGCGUCUCUUCUCGCUUCUCCCAGCAUCCCUCUCGCUCCCUCACAACAUCGCACCACCACCAACACAACGAUUAGAAUCAACAGCCCCAGGAGAACAGGCAGCAAACGAAGCUUCAGCAAGGGAAGUUUCAGCAAGAGAAGCUUCAGCGCCAGCACCAAAUGCCACUAGCACGGCACUUUGUCAGCUGGCGGUGAACAGCACGGCGAGCUGGCUGGCGGGGUGUGAUGUGAGGGGGCCUGCAGUGGUGGCGGUGGUGGAUGCAUCGUGGAGCGAUGGGCGGAGAGGGGAGAUGGAGGAGGAGGGGGUCACGGCAUGGGACGUGUACAGGUCUCACUCCCUUGGUCCCCUUCCUCCCUCCCCUCCCCCCCAGGCGCCUGCUCUCUCGCCACCCCAGGGGCAUGAACCAGCUCAGUCUAGGAGCGCCUCUCCUCGCCUCCCUGCCUCUCUCCAGAUCAUCUCAGUCUGUUCAUCCCACCCUCUCCUCUCCACCCCUCUCCACCCCUCUCCACCCCUCUCCACCUCUCCCCACUCCAGGCGUCUGCUCGCCCGUCAUCCCAGGGGCAUGUAUCAGCUCAGCCUAGAAGCGCCUCUCCUCGCCUCCUUACCGCUCUCCUUCUCCUCCACCGCCCUAUGGCGCGGCAAGCACCCCAAGCCCAUGCUGCUCGAGCUCUGUACAAUGCAACGCGCCAUUGACCCCUCGCCCGUGUGCAUGUGUGCGGGCAUGGACGUGGGCACGAGUAAGAAGAAAGAGGGCCAGCAGCAGGAGCAGGAGCAGGAGGGGCAGGAGAAGCAGCCGGGGCAGGAGGGGCAGCAUGGGCGGUGCUGCCAGCACAAGUCAUUGCAGCUAGUAGCUGGAGACCCUGUGUUUGAAUUCCUAUCCCCUUCAGAGGCGAGAGAGGAGAAGGAAAGGGAGGAGGAGAAGAGGGAGGAGGAGAAGAGGGAGGAGGAGGAGAAGAGGGAGGAGGAGGAGGAGGAGGAGGAGGAGGAGGAGGAGGAGGAGGAGGAGGAGGAGGAGGAGGAGGAGGAGGAGGAGGAGGGAGAUGGUACAAUGGCAAGAAAGCGGUUGAAGGAGGUCGAUCGUUCUUCACCAACUGGAGCAACCAUCAGUGCAGCGACAACGCUAGGCAGCACGGAUGCAGCGGCAACACUCGGUUCUUCCCCAGGGCCCCCGUCCUCUUCCCCCACACCUGCUGCCCUUGGUUGUCUCGUGUCAAUAGCCUACGAAGCUUUUCUGCAGAAGACCGACCUUCAGUGUGUUGAGCUGCAACAGGAUGGCGGAAAAUCGCCCCGGGAUCGGGAUUAUUCGAAGGAGGUCUGUUUGGAGAGCAAGGAGUGCUUCGAGUUUGAGUUCGGGCGCGGCUGUGUGGGCGAGCAGAUUGAGACUGUGAUUGGCCGCUUGCUGCCAGGUCAGACUGCUGACGUCAGCAUUCCAGUCCCAUCCCCCUCCUCCUUUCCUCUCUUUUCCCUCAUGCACUCACCCCCCACCCCGCUCUUCCCAAUCUCAGGCCCCUCCAACCUCCACUGGCGAGUCACCCUGCUCGCAGGCAGCAGCGGAGGAGGAAGAUCGCAUCGAUGCAGCCAUUUUCUCCCCAUCCCUCUUUCCCCUCAAGAAACCCACCUCCCGACCCUCUCGUCUCUUUCAGGUCCCUCAAACCUCCACUGGCGAGUCACCCUGCUCGCAGUGACAGCAGCGGAGGAGGAAGAUCGCAUCGAUGCAGCCAUUUUCUCCCCAUCCCUCUCUUUCCCCUCAAGCAACCCACCUCCCGACCCUCUCGUCUCUUUCAGGUCCCUCAAACCUCCACUGGCGAGUCACCCUGCUCGCAGUGACAGCAGCGGAGGAGGAGGAUCGCAUCGAUGCUGCCAUCUUCUCGCCCUCCCUCUCCAAGCAGCGCCUUGCCUUCGCCGCUGCACUCAUCUCAAAGCAUUCGCCGGCUUUCCUCGUGAGUCUGGAUAUUCCUAUUUCCUCGUGCGUGUCGACUCGAAAACUUUCACCUGCUGCACUCUCAUCAUGCAUUUCCCCUUCCAGUUGGACGUUGGGUGUGGGUCCGCCUCUCUCUUUGACUACCUGCUGUCUGAUUCAGCCGCAGCGAGCAAGGACGGUGGCAAGGGAAGAAGCACAACUGGCUGUGACAACGGUAGCGGGAGCAACGCUGGGCCGUUCUGUUUACCGGCGAGCAUGGUGGGGUUUGACAUGAGCCAGAAGGAGCUUGAGCGAGCUGGUCGGAGCCUAACUCGCACCAUCACUAACCUGCAAGCAGCCACACAGCCACCACCAGAAUCAGCGUCUGCUGGAGCUCAGUUUCAGCCUGCACCAGAAACGACCUGUAGCACUGCUGAAGCUCAGUUGCAACCUGCACUAGGAACGACCUGCGCUGCUGCAGCACGAGCAGCUUCAGCACGGUUGGCGCUCUAUGCCGGUUCCCUUGCUGACGUGGACGACCGCAUGAAGGGUGCUGACGUGGCGACUUGUUUAGAGGUGGUGGAGCAUUUAGAUGAGGAGCCGCUAGCUGCCUUUGGAGCCGUGGUGCUGGGAGCACUCAGACCACGCCAAGAGCCACCACUGAAGCAGCCACAAGAAGCAGCAGCACAGGCAGGCGGGAAGAAGAGGAGGAAAAAGAAGAAGGGACAGCAGGCAGGCCAGCAGGCGGGUCAGACAGUCCAGCAGGCUCAGGAGCAGCAACAGGAGUUGAGAAAUUCCGAUCACCGAUCCGAGUGGACGAGGAAGGAGUUUGAAUCCUGGGCCAACGCCCUGGCCCAGGAGUAUGGUUACCAUGUUACAUUCGGUGGAGUCGGUGUGCUGCCAGAAGCGGAGCACUUGGGAUUUGCCACGCAAACAGCUGUUUUUGAAAGAGUUGGAUGUGAGAUGAAGGAUUUGGGGUUGGAGGUGGUGAAGAAGAUGGAAAUUGAUUCUACAAAGGUGAUAGAGGAUUCCGAGGGUGAAAAGAAGCCUUAUGAGUUGGUCUGGGAUCAUCAGGUAGUCUGUGUACGGAGCAACAAAACAGGAAUGGUCCAUCUUUCAUGA
Molecule: messenger RNA, 5160 nt
Organism: Closterium sp. Yama58-4
Lineage: Eukaryota; Viridiplantae; Streptophyta; Zygnematophyceae; Desmidiales; Closteriaceae
Source: the annotation of a GenBank genome assembly